This is a messenger RNA of Adineta steineri, 1809 nucleotides long. The record is from the annotation of a GenBank genome assembly. Lineage: Eukaryota; Metazoa; Rotifera; Eurotatoria; Adinetida; Adinetidae.
AUGUUAGGACAAUUUGAAGCUGCUGUUGAAUUAUGUUGUAAUGAACAACGUUAUACAGAUGCACUUCUUCUUGCUCAUCUUGGUGGUCAAGAUUUAUUAUAUAAAACACAAAAACGAUAUUUUGAAAAAGUUCAAACACCAACAACAAAAUUAAUUGAUAUUGUUACUAAUCAAGAUUGGCCACGUUUAAUUGAAUCAAGUAAUAUGACGAAUUGGCGUGAUAUACUUGUUGCACUUUUAACUUAUACAAAUGGUGCAACAUUUAUUGAUUUAUGUAAUCAACUUGGCCAUCGUUUAGCACAACAACAUAUUGGAACAAAUGAUUCACUUCGUACAUAUGCAGCGAUAUGUUUCAUUUGUACAGGAAAUUUAGAACAAUUUGAUAUAGCUUGGUCAAGUAAAUACCAACAACAAGGAAUGUCAUCAAUGCAAUUGGAACAAUUAAUUGAAAAAUUAUUUAUUCUUAAACGUUCAGUAGAUUAUUCAAGUGCACAACAGAAGAAAACAGUUAACACAGCAGCUGCAUCUAUGGAUGGACCAUCAAUUAGUCGACAUUUAACAUUAUUUGGACAAUUAUUAGCUAAUGAAGGUUGUGCAAGAGCAGCACUUGUUUAUUUAGGAAAUAUACAAACACCUGAAUUACUUGUUCUACGUGAUCGCCUUUAUUAUGGUUUACCUGCAAAUCAAUUGACUGGUAUUCCAAAACCAUCAAGCCCAUUUCGAAGAGUUGAUGUUCCUACACCACAACAGCAACAAAAUCAGCAACAGAUGCAGCAACGAAAACCAAGUUCAAAUACUACACAACAUUUUCGACCUACACUUCCGACUGAACCAGUGUUUACACCACCAUCUAAUAAUACUUGGGCACCAUUACCACCACAAAACUCAAUUAAUGAUAAUAAUAUGAGACUAGGACUUAAUUCGAUGACCAAUCGACCAUCAGCACAACCUACAAAUCCAUCCUACCCACCCAACCUUUAUAAUCCCGCUACCGCUGUUCCUUCACAUUUUACACCAGCACCAACACCAACUCCAAUGAUGUCUAAUCAACAGUUUGUUCAUGGAUAUCCAAACUCAGCGCCAUCUCCAGCAGUAAAUAAUGCUCAGAAUGCACCACCCUUAGGUCCUUCAGCUUUAUCUUAUCAAGAUUCUAAACCGGCUAGUGCAUGGAACGAUCCUCCAACAGUUAUGAUGAAAGUAUCAAAGCAUAAUCCAGUGAAACCACCUGGUUCGUCUACAGAUGGUUUUGCUACUACAAAUUCUCCAUUUCUUCCAGUAGUUAAUGAACCUCCUCCUCCUCAAUCAACAUUUCAUUUCAAUCCAACAAUAACAAAUCAACCAACAGGACCUGUAUAUCCUCCUUCAACAUCAUCUGAUUUUAUUCAUCAUUCUGCUCCUUCCGUGCAAGAACCAACAGUUCGAAAAGUAGCUACUCCUCCACCUCCACCUGCACCUGUUGUUAAAGGUCCAUUACCAACUGAACAUCAAAUAAUACAAGAUACACUUGAUUUACUUGCUAAUCGAUGUCAACAAGCAACUCAACAAUUACCAUUAAAACGAAAAUUAGAUGAAGUGAAGAAGAAACUUGAAGUUUUAUAUGAUAAACUACGAGAAAAUCGAGUUCCUCAAAGUGUUUUACAAGGUAUUCAUCAAAUAAUCAGUUAUAUUCGUCAAUAUGAUUAUCAAUCAUCACUUUUAAUUUAUAAUCAAUUAAUUGCAAGUGAAAAUCUAGCUGAAACAAGUCAAUAUAUGCCUGCUGUUAAGAUUCUUCUUCAAUGUUGUAUGCAACUUAAUGUUUACUGUCAAUGA